Molecule: messenger RNA, 4084 nt
Organism: Bufo gargarizans (Asiatic toad)
Lineage: Eukaryota; Metazoa; Chordata; Amphibia; Anura; Bufonidae
Product: ubiquinol-cytochrome-c reductase complex assembly factor 1
Exons: 7
Coding region: 68-670 (200 amino acids)
Biological process (GO): mitochondrial respiratory chain complex III assembly
Cellular component (GO): mitochondrion
Source: RefSeq, a predicted model, not a curated record
UUCCACAAAGGAUGAACUUCGACCCUCAGAAGAAGAGGUUGGAACGUUUACCAAGAUAAUCGAAGCAAUGGGCUUCACUGGACCACUGAAAUAUAACAAAUGGAAAAUUAAAAUAGCUGCUUUGCGCAUGUAUACCUGUUGUGUGGAACGAAUAGAUUAUGAUGAGUUUUUUGAAAAAUGCAAUCUGCCUGAUACAUUGAAUUCCUGGUUCCUUGUGACGCAGCUACACGUAUGGAUGUGCUUGGUUCGAAUAAAGCAGGAAGGACGAGCUGGAAAGUACAUGUGCAGAUUUAUUGUCUACUCCAUGUGGGAAGAUGUUGAACAGCGUGGGAAAGUCAUGGGGGUUGAUCCUGUGGCAAUGAAGAACACAAUGAGAGCUUUAACGGAAAUAUUUUAUGCGUCCAUAUUUGGAUAUGACGAGGGGAUUAUAUCUGAUGAUCGUAUUCUAGCCGCUGCCCUUUGGCGUAAUCUUUUCAACAUGAGGUGUGAUGAUCCCCGGCAAAUGGAACUAAUGGUUGAAUAUGUGCGCAAACAGAUGCAAUAUCUGGAUUCACUAAACGGGGAAGACCUUCUCUUAACUGGGGAAGUAGCUUGGCGCCCCCUUGUGGAGAGUGAUCCUCAAAGCAUUCUAAAGCCAUCUCCCCCAACAUACAAUGAUGAAGGACUUUAAAAGUGCUCAGUGGCAAUGUGUAGCUAUCCCUUGACGAUAGCACAUGGAGUGCCAUCCCUGAAGACCUUUGAAAGAGUAUGCUUUUGUGGAAAUCGUUAAAAACACAGAACCAGUUUUUUAUAUGUUCGGUGGAUUGGUUUACAUAAAUUUCAGGGUAUAGGAAAAAUAUUAUGGACUUGUUCAGUGAGUCUUCUCUUCCAGGGGAGAGAGUGUGCAGUAUACUAUGCAAUCUCCAUCAUGGCCCUAUAGUAUUAAAUAUUCUGACAAACUUUUGCACACCCUUUGAUCGUUAUUACUCUUCAUCCAGAUCUGACAUAGACGCAUAACAGGAGAACUUGAUAAUAUUCACUUAGCCUAUUUUGGGGAGACCUUGAAAUGCUGACCAUUUUUAUUCUGUAGAACUAGAAUAUUAGUCUAUUCUUUGAAUAAAUUUUAAUGUUCGGCAGUCUCGUCACUCAUUUUUGUUGUUUUUUUUUCUUUUACAUUGAGGAUGAGGUCUGAGGAUAUACGGUAUUUGUUUUCCUCUGAAGCACUUGACAUCUCCAAGUCAUUUUGCAGAGGUCCUGAUGCUAGGACCCUCACCAUUGUCACAUACUAUUUAUAGCUGUAUUAUUGUCUAGGGGACAAUAGGUGUCCUCAAGAACCAAGACCCAGUACAAAUUCAGCCUCUGCCCCCUCUGUAGUUAUGCUAUGGUCUUUGGAGAUGAGCUGAGAAGUGUCUAUUGGGGCCUCCCCAGGUCAGAGGAGGCUACAGAAAAUGUAAUCUACCAAGCUAGUUGAGGGAUUACUAUGAAGCGAAGGAUUGGGUGUUUCUGGCAAGGUGGAACUAGCUGGAUGGUGUCUAGCUUUUUCUGUAGCACCAAACAUGUUUCAUAGCUGUCAUACCCACCAUGCUAUUGUUGUUAGAUUCUAAUAGAUUUUGAUAGAAAUAAAUUAUCUGUACUUGGAGACCCUGAUGCCAUUGUUUGCAUCUAGAAAAGGGUCCCAUGUCUGCUCUGUUAGUGUCUGUGUAAAGUGUCUGGGUGAAGAGGACAUCAGACUUGCUAUAUACUGUAGAACAGUGGUCUCCAACCUGCAUGAUGGGUGUGCAUGAAUUAGAAUUUGCUAAUGAAUAUUUUCACUUUACAUGAAAACUGUGAACAAAUAUAUUAAAUAUAUGCACUGGUCUAAAAAUAAUCCUAAUUUUUGGAAGCCAUGAUCUCAGACAUAAAAGGGAAAUCCAGAAGAUACUUUAAAAGAGGGUGCAUUUAAGGGGUUAUCAGGGGUUUUGAUAGUGACGGCCUAUCCUCAGGAUAGAUUAUCUCAGUAUCAGAUUGGUGAGGGAUCCGACUCUUGGAACCUCGGCUGAUCAGCUGUUUAAAGAGACCACAGUGGUCCGUGAUCGCUUAGGUCUCUUACUAGGCCAUGUGAUAUCACGUUCAUCGGUCACAUUGCCUAGCCAAAGCUCAUUCUCAUUUAAGUUAAUGGGAGUGAGCUGCAAUACCAAGUAUUGCUGUGCUUGGUAAGCUGUUAGGAGUUCCGCAGCCUUCCCAAACAUUUGAUCGGUGGGGGUGCCAGAAGUCAGACCCCUGCUGAUCUUAUAUUAAUGAGCUAUCCUGAAGAUAGGCAAUCAAUUUGAAAAUCCCAGAGAACCCCUUUAAGUGACCCUUGAAGAAAUGAUUGGAAGUUUAAAAGGUGAAAAAUGUUAAGGUGCCCACCUUUAAUAGUUGUCAGCCGAGCCAUUGUUCGUCCAACUGCUAUCUCUCUAGACUCCCUCUUACAUGUGUGUCCUCGACUUGGCCAAGUCCAAGUGUGUUUCCAAUGUGGAGAGUGGAGAAGGUGGGUGUCUGGCAGCAGUUUAUUUCCUAGGAGAACAAAAGGAUUGGACAAGCGAUUCGGGAGCUCCUCAUACACAUUAGAUUGUCAGCUGGUCCUGCUGGCUAACAAAAAAAUUAAUGUACAUGGUGAUGGCCUUUAUGUUACAGAUAUGCUAUAUGCAUCUUAUAGUGCCAGAUGACCUCAUUUGCUACAGAUACAGGUGAGAAGAGCACAUUGGUGAAAUCCGUAAUCUCAGAUCAGCUCUAAUUUCCAUAAUGAAGGGAAUGCUUGACUGCCACUGCCAUUCCUGUGAUUGUUGGGGGUCCCAGCGUUUAGACCCACACCGAUCUAACCAUUAUGCCUUAGCCAGCGGAUAAGGGAUAACCUUAGGGUAACCAGAAUACCCCUUUCAUGGAAAUGCUAGCUGCCUUUUUAUAGUGGUCUGUUUUGCACACUGUACAAUACACAUCAUAAGCUGACAAUUAUCCUGCUUUACAUGGUCACAUAACGAUAUAAACAGAAAGCACUGAAACAUCUAAUUACUUUAAUUAUAAACUUUUUUUUUUUAUCCACAAGCAUAAUAAUUGUUGUGCAGUAUAGAGUAUCUGUAGAGGGAAUGGCCGCAUGGGGAUCUAAUAUGGGUUCAAACGGUUUGAGACUUGGCAGACUGAAUCUAAAUUGGCUAAGAGUCUGAUGUUUAUGGCCAGCUUACCUCAGGGAUUUUAGAUCUGCAAAUACAAGGGGGGUAAGGGGCACAGGGCAGUUGGUUCCUUAAAUUAUCUCCAUAAUAAUGCGUAUUAUCCUUUAAAUGAAAUGCUUUAUUAAUUAUCCCAGGCAGACCAAUUAUUCACUUCCACUGGUUGGCAAGUGAAGUUUUGACCAAUAAAACAUUUCAGAGCUUUGAUCUUGAAGACAUGGUUUUGGGAGAGGAAUCCUGGAUGCAGUAGGUACAUAGAUCUGGAUGGAUGGUUGUAUUCUUCUUUUGCAGCAUAUAUGUAAACACAAACCCUUCUACCAGACUUCACAUUGAUGACAUUAUUAAGCCAUUAUACUGAAGCUAGUACUUUUUAAAUUUCUAUUCUAAUUUUUAUAUUUUUAGAGGUCACCUAACGAGAUGUCAUUGUUCAUCCCAUCUACGAGGUCAUUUUUAAGCAGUUUGACAACCAUGUAUUGUUUUAAUCACAGAUUUGCUGAAUUUUACAUGUUGAAUGGGAACCUAGAAGAGAGCUGUGCAGCUUUCUAUGACCAGCUGCAUGCCCUGUCCUUGGCAUUUUGGUGCUCUUAAAAGGGGUUGGCCAAUUUAGACUGAAAUUUCAAAAAGUCCCAUGAACAGUCAUGUAUGCUAAGUGCAAGCAUGUGUGACUUUGUACUGUACCCCAGCUGUGAUAGUGAAGGUUCCUGGCUACUCCAGGAUCUGUGUUGUAUACCCUACGGGGCAGCAAGAUGGCAGCAGUCACAUGAAUUGUUCACAUGACCACUUCCUUGGACUGUUCCUGGUUUUCAGUAAUUCGGCACAGGUGCUUGGAUAGCAAAUAGGCGCAUGUGCAGAUACAGGGGAUUCUGCUGCCUGCAUCUGGACAUGUCCACUUGCUGUUCAGUGCCUGCACCAAAGUUCUG